UGUUCACUUCCUUUAAGCUAUAAGAUAGUAAAAACGAUUAUUAUACCGAUUAAACGAGAAAAAGUAUUUGUUUUUUAGGUAGAAGCUCAUAAAGACAAAAAAUCCUACUUAUGAACGAUGGUCGUUCAAACCGGUCAAAACCGUCUACUCUGCAUCUGGGGUCAAUAGCGGGUUUAUCAACUUUGUUCCUUGUAAUUGCGUGUUUGCUAAGAAUAUGAGUCUUGUUCAGUUAACAAAUCAGCAAACCGACUGUAUGCCUUGUACAGAAGAAGCAUUUUCGGUCGUUGAUGAAAAUAAUGGACCUAAAGGAAGAUGGACACCUCUUGGUGCAAAUGCAAGCCCUGAACCUAGUCACCAUGCAUUUGAAGAGAAUCACAUGGAUCAUGAAUUUUCUCCUGAGUCCGAAUUAUCCCGCCUAGCUGUUGAGAACGAGCACCUCAAUAAUUUAUUGAUGGCCUUUACGUCUCAUAUUGCUCAGGUGCAGUUUCGCUUAGGACAAGUAAUAAAUGCUGAGUCUGAUAACAGGGAGCUCAUGCUUAAAUCUCUUGAAGAAUUUGCUUCCAGAGGAAUUCCUGACUUACAAUCACUCUCAGAACAGUGUCACAAAUUUUCUUCAGAAUCACAAACUUGUUCUUCGAGUUUCGAUGGAAGACCUCAGAAAAUGAUUGAACAGCUAAGAAGGCAUCUUGAUGACCUGGAAAGAUUCGCUUAUGAGACUGGUGAACAAAGUGAACCUCCAACUCAGGCUAUUCUAGAAAAGCAACGUUUGGUACUAGAAGGUUUACGAGAGAAACUUGAAUUGAAUAUUUCCAAUGUGGACAAACUUCCAGCUUCUGAACUAAAACAAGUCGUAGACAAAGCUGUGAAUCAAUUUUUAAAUCCAGUUAAAGUUAAUGAAAAACUUGUGGAACAGUUGAAAACUCAAGUGAAUGAUUUAGAACGGUUUAUUGACUUUUUGCAUGGCUCUGGUGCAUGUAGUGAAGCUUUAGCUAAAGCAUUAGCUGAUUUCAAGCGUACACAUCAACAUUUAUCAGCGAAUUGUGAAGCACCAUCGUGUUGUAAUUAUUCUAAGAGAUCACAUACACAAAAUGAUGAUUAUAAUAAUGAUGAUAUUGAUCUAGACGAUAGUAGUACUUUUUCAUCACACAUUCAGCCUGGUGUACAAUUAGGACAUAGUCGUCAUUUACAUUCAGAUUAUCAACAUGGUCAUGCAAGUGAUGAUGAUGUUGAUGGCGCUGACGCCUAUUUAGAGGAUAUGACAACUACUGAAGAACAAGAAUUAAAGCAUGGACAAAAUGAAAGACGUGAUAACAAAAAAUCUCGCCUCACUGUAGUUAGUCUCAUUCAACGAGCUAUCGUUGUUCUCAACCUAUUUGCAGCAAGUCAAUUGGGUCAAGAUCCAGAUACAUUACUGACAAAAUUCAAAAUGAAUAAACAUCCAACUCAUAAAGUCGAUAAAUCGAAUUCAGCUACGGUAGAGAAAGCCAAAGCCCAACACUGGGGAACGAUUCGAGCUCGUCUUGAAGUUGCUAUAAAUUUGGUUCAAGAAAAAGUAGUUGAACUUAACACUUAUAAACUAAGUAAAACAUCAUCGGCCAAUUUAUACUCUACAUAUCAUACAAUACCAAAUAUAAUUCAAUCUUGUACAACACAACCAGAAAAUUGUCAUACAAUUCCUCUAGGACGUGAAAGUCCAGAUGGUAAAGCUAGUAUACCUACACAUAAUAGUAUGAUUAGACCCUAUGCAUCAACACGUAAACAUUUUAGUCAGGAUGAAGUUCCAGGUACUCAAAUUGCCUUGCCUGUGCAGAAUUUACAUGAUGCCAGUUUACGUGCAAUGUUAUAUGGUGGAAGACCAGAUCAAAUGUUUUCACAUUCAACUUUGUAUAAUGAUAGAAAUGAACUCACUUCAUGCACAGAAGAUAAUGAUGACGUAGAAAGCGACCAGUGUGAAACAUCAGAGUUUCUGUAUACUGAAGCUGAACGCACUGUUAUACAUGUUGUUCGUCGGUAUUUCUGUCCUGCUUUACGCGACCUCAUUGAACAUGGUCUUAUAAAGAAAGCUUUACCGAAAAUCGAUGAAAAUUCUCUUUUGGGCUUAGCAAAUAAACGAAGUAUUUUCCUCUUUCGUCCUAUCUUGAACUGCUUAGAUUCAAGAUCAAGAAAUCACUCAGAGGAUAAACUUGAAUGUUUAGAUUUGAAUGAUCCAUCAAAUGAUUAUAUCAGUACAAAAUCAUCAUCAGUACCUCAUCAUUCAAAUGAUUUAGGAAUUCAUGCAUGGGAUGUAUUGAUGCGUUUUUAUCAAAUUAAAAAUGGUCCACGAUAUAAUGAAUCUCCAGCGAGAAAACUUUGUGAAAGCUUUGAUUUAGAUAUAGUUGAUGGUAAAACAAUUACUAAUCGUCAGAAAUUCUUCAGUGCAAUGGGUAACGUUCUUCAGGGUCACGUGGCAUACAAACGCAGUAAAGAUGCAAAGUUCAAGGCAUUUAUUAGUAUUGCACUUAAUGAAGGAAAGUUAAUUUCUUGGCUAAGAAUGAUCUUUCGAAAUCAUGCUUUUGUUCAGUCUAUGUAUGAACCAUGGAGUUAUACUUUGAGUACAGGAUUCAACGAUACUUUACAGUCAUUGAUUAAAUUGAAAGAUCUCGAAUUCUCUUUGCCUUAUGAUUACAGUAUUCGUCAUUUAAAAGAAAUGCAUGAUGCCUUUUAAACUGUGAAAUAGAUUUCUAAUAGCCUAUGCUAAUAAUAAUUUAUUAUUUUCAUUUAGAUCUUUUUCUUUGUUUUCAUGUCCAGUAUGAUCAAACAUUUAUCAAAAACUAAUGAUUAAAUGGUAUUUUUGUUGUUGAUCAUUUUGUCUGCAGGUUUAUGUAUUCCAUCUAUCUAUCUAUCUAUCUAUCUGUUGAUGAUCGUAUUAUACUUGUCUUGUUUAUUUGUUUUGUUUAUACACAAUCUCACCUGUAUUUCAUGUCAUCCAUCAUAAGUAAUAACAAACUAUACUUGGCUUAUGUAUUCAUGUCUGUGUAUAUGUGUAAUUGGAGCAUGUAUCUUUGAAUUGAAUUGAAUUAUAUAUUAUUGUUUACAUUUUAUCACAAAAAAAACAAACAAACGAUAAUUGUUGUCUACUUGAUAGAUCUACUUACUAUAAAUAUAUUUUUUAUUCUGUAUAUUAUUAUUAUAAAAGAUUGUAUAUUUGUGUCCAUA
Schistosoma turkestanicum is the source of this 3195-nucleotide messenger RNA. The record is from the annotation of a GenBank genome assembly. NCBI's taxonomy places the organism in Eukaryota, Metazoa, Platyhelminthes, Trematoda, Strigeidida, Schistosomatidae.